UAAUUUUGUGUCCGAUCCGCUCCGCACUCUCCUGUGUUGCUGGUAGUCGAGAGGCCAAUCAGUCAGAACUUUGGAGGCAUUGGUAGACAAGUGGAUAGGAACUCAAAGAGUGCUCCCCAGCUAUCUACCUUACGGGGACAACUAACCUCAAAUGGCAUCCCCUACGCUAAAGUCAACCAGUGGAGCUCUAAGUCCCCUCAGGUCCAGCACCAUAGCAAUGGAUUUUUCCAGCGCUGAUCCAGCAAUAUCGCCAUCCACCACUUUCACUGGGCAGCGCAAUUUCCUGGAUAAAAUCGUUAACAAAGACACUUCUGCAGAAUCGAAUGCAAAAUUUGACCUGACCACAAACUAUCAUUCUGAUCGACCGUGUAUAUGCCAACAAAGCAGCAUGGGGCCGGACUGCUACUGCAGCAGCACAGCGAGUACACUGAAGGCUUCGUCGCUUAAGCGGAGAGCCAUCGCGGCUUUGCGCGUCCACUUUGACCAGAACCAUGCCACAUUGGAGCCGCAAGAGAUCCAAGAACCUAUUGAAAUAGCUGAAAAGUUCAAGCAAACCAUCCAAAAAGAAUGGGAUGUGCUCAGUGCCCAGGUUACCAAGUGCAUGUGCUGGCUAACGAGCAAGGCUCAGUCAGUCCAUUCAGGCUACGCAAAGGUGUACAAUUGCGCUCGGAAGGAUCUGGUUGAUUAUCAAUGGGAGGUGACGAGGUCGGUUAACAAAAUGUACCAGUUUCUAGAGAAAAACUUCAUAGCUGUGCUAUCUGACUGCCUGAGAAGCACUCAACAUAUCAUCCACCGCACCUGUGCUCCGGCACAUCCCGUUAGUUCGUCGUUUGUGCGUGUGGAUCAAGGCUUCUCGGCCGCCUGCAGGAGGUGUGGUGUGCUCAACCAAUGCAGAUGACAGAUGUAAACCAUUACCCAUCACGAGCCCAGAUCCAUUUCUAUUUGGCGCUAUCAAAACGGCCCUGUACUUAAUGCCUUUAAGCCAUCCAUGUUAUAUACAGAUACCCCAUCAGAUCCUGUAUAUUUUCCGUGCGAAAUCCGCUUAUCAUUAGUUGACAUCAUCUUACGGUGCUGCCACUGAUUAAGAUCCC
Dicrocoelium dendriticum is the source of this 1091-nucleotide messenger RNA. The record is from the annotation of a GenBank genome assembly. Lineage: Eukaryota; Metazoa; Platyhelminthes; Trematoda; Plagiorchiida; Dicrocoeliidae.